GGAAAUUAGUUGGUAUUGAUUGAACUGAAAAGCCUUUUACUUUUUAUCAUUCGUCGCCAUGCUCCAGCGAUCGUUAUGUGUCCCUCGUAUGGCACUGCUUCCGGCCGCAUAGAGCUAGAUUCACGAAAUUCUAUCCUUUUGAAAAACGUAUUGUAUCAUUUUAUGUUUGGCUCAUGGCUUCCACCUAGAUCCUUUCAUUUUUUUUUGUUUUUCAUUUGUUCCAGGGGAAAACGCUGACAGCUACAAAAGGAUUUUCGAAAGGGAAAAGCUCAUUUAUCUCCAGCUAUGAAUUGCGUGUGAAUUUCAAAAGAAUUGUCAACUUGUGCUAUCAAGGGUUCUCUUGUUAUCCACUUGUGGCACUAGGAAGACCCUUGAAAAUGUUUAAAUUGAAAUAUGCAUAUCUUCUGAAACGCUGGGUGAGUAUUUUAAAUUGCUGAUAUGCAAGUUGUGCUGUAGGGGAGGGUGGCUGGUGAUCUGUUUUUUAAGUGAUGUAAAAAUGUAACUGCGGUGUCUGUUCCAUGUUUUGUCGCUGCGUGGAUGAUAUUUUUGGAAAGGGGAGCUACCAGAUCCCGAGAAUAAUGGAACGUGGACACACAUUGGAAAUGGACGAGAGGAUGUUUCAUUUCCCCUCGUCUCUCUUGUCUCGUUUCUUUUUUUCUCUCUGUCUCUCUUUUUCUUUUUUGUAUUCACCGCAUUUGCGCCGCCAUCAGCUGUCUGCUUCCGGUUUCGGCAGUUGCCCGAUGCCGGGACCAGACAACUGCAAAUGGUUCCAUGACGUCACUUGAUGAUGUCGUAUGAUUCCUCUCUUUAUUCCCAUUCUUAGCGUGUUGUGUUAGCAGCAACAGAACGAACGAAUGGAGAGAGGAGGCUGGAACGGUGGGCGGAGAAUGAAGGGGACAGGUGGGUAGGGGAUGUUCGUGGAUACGUAGGAUGUGCAGUCCGACGAGGGGAUGUGCAAGUGACCAUAAAGUCGACGUGUUGGACCGCGCUCACAGUCACUACCAACUCCCGUGUGUCUCGCAGGCUCAUUCCAAUUCUCACGACAGUCGGCAAAGAUCCUCGAGAGCCAUAAUCCACCUGUGGUUGAACGCAGUUGAGGCCAUUUUUUUGAACGCCGAAAUCAUCAGCAGGAAUUCAGUAUCUCGUUGCUCUUUUGGCGCUUGGUAUUUUUUUGUUUUUCGCUGCUCAUCACUCGCUAAAUCAUUGAAGCGCGGGUGCCAUGCGAGUGACGUUGACGGGCGACAACUAGUCCCAACAGGCUUUUAAUCACAAGAUGCGAUCAUUCACCACAGUUCAUAAAUCUAUUCAUUACGUCAUGGUGCAGGCCAUUUCUCUACUCACUCUCUUGCGUAUGCUGACUGAAGCUCAAACGUCUUGCAACUCUGGAUUGGGAAGAAUAGUCUACGAGAAAUUGCCCCACCAGCAGCUCCAAGGCUACGACGAUGACGUGGUACGAGAUUCAUCUCCUCCUAUGCAAGUUCUGACUAGAUGUCAAGACUUGUGCCUCCGGGAUCGAACGGCAGCCAACAAUCUGGUACGAACUUGCAGCUCCUUUGAUUUUCAACCAGGCAAACGACUGUCACUUCCGAGUUCCUUGUCGUCUUCUUUCAAUUCACCGUCAACGCCCUCAUCUACGUCUGGUUCUAUUGAUUACGAUGAAUCUGUCUGUUUCCUGUCUCGGGAGCUACCCCGACCAGAAGGACUCGGUACACUCGUCAAUUUACCCGGCCAUUUCUUGUACAGCGAGGUCUGCCUAAGUUCGGCAAGAAUUGAACGUGAGUGCCCAACUCGGAAAUCGGUUUUUGAUCGGAUCACUCGCAAAAGAUUUCGACCGUCCGGUUCCAAAGAGUACUUUGUCAACAAUCGUACCGAAUGCGAGGAUAAAUGCCUGAAUGAAUACAGCUUCGUAUGUCGUUCAAUUUCGUACGACAGCACGUCCAGAACAUGUUCGUUAAGUCGAUUCACACGCCGUACUCAUCCGGAACAGUAUGAAGACGAUCCUGGAUUUGAAUAUUUGGAAAAUACGUGCCUAUCAGAAAACCGUCGCUGUGAAGGGCAAGUUACUUUUGUGCGUGAAGAACGUGGCCAAAUGUUGAGCUCCUUUGACGCUGAAGUUAUGCUAAACACGACGCUAGAAGAAUGCCAAGCACGCUGUUUAUCGGCAGACACAUACUUUUGUCGAUCGUUGACAUUCGACCCGAUGUCCAAAGCAUGCGCCCUCUCCAGCGAAGAUACGGUCUCCUUGACCGACCAGGAAGUUGCCACCAUGACCGGAACUGGUUAUUACUACUUUGAGAUCUUGUGCAUGGGCCUCAGUGCUAAUGAAGUGAAUCCGCUGUCACAGCGGGGUGAAGGCGAAGCAUCACCGCUGCUGGUGGACGGUCGCCGACGAGAUAUUCUAACUGCCUUUCAACGAUACCGUAAUUCGCGUCUGUCGGCUGAUUUCCAAACUGAAAUUACAGACCGAUCGUUAGCUGAAUGUCUAGAUGAAUGCCUUCGUCAGACGAGUUACCGAUGCCGAUCUACUAUGUACAGCGAGCGCUAUAGGGUUUGCCGUCUAAGUCGUUCCGACCAGAAGGAUGGCCGACUCAUUUACGAACCUGAUUACGAUUACUACGAAAGCCUGUCAGGCGGCGUCGUUGGUGGUGGCGGGCUCGGUCCAAGCUUGAUGGAUGACUAUAACCCGUCGCUUGUGACGCCCUACCGUCCUCCGUUUGUCAUGCCCGGCGUUGGCCAGCAAGUUGUGAACGACACAGUGUUUGCGAGUUCGUCGAUCUUCUUGAACCGGCCGGAAGAAGUCAGCCAUAUUACUGGUUCAUCAGUUGGGGGCAAUGCUGCUAAUACUGCCGUUCCUGCCGAAGGUUGGCCACCAGGAAUCGUUCCAGAAAUACUAACAGAUGAUCAGUUCUAUGCCGGGCCCUGGCCGGCCGGAGGCGGUGUAAGCCCAGGAAUAUCAGCAGGAUCUUCGCCCGGUUUAGGAACUCUUGCCGGUGGAACUCAGCUGGGAAAUCGUCCACGAUGUGAACCCGGCCGGGAAAACGAUGGAUUUCGCCAGGCUGCGACUCGUAUGCGCCUCCGCCGGAUUUAUGUUAAACGCUACUUGGUGGCACCGUCUUUAGCCCAGUGUGAGCGCGAGUGUCAAACCGCGCGGGAUUUCCGUUGCAUCUCUUUCAAUUUCUAUCGUUUACCAUUUUACUCGAACGCGAUCGGAGGCGAACGAGAAAACUGCGAACUCAGUGACCGCUCCACUCGUGAACUGGACACAAGUAAUCCAUCUUUCUUUGAAACCAACGGCGAUUAUGAUUUUUACGAAAAAUCGCAGACAUCCGAUUGUCUUGACGUGAGCCAAGUGUGCAAUGAAGAUGGGAUGGAGUUUACACUGCGUACUCCUGAACCGUUUACCGGAAGGAUCUAUACGUACGGCUAUUAUGAUCGAUGUUUCUUUCGUGGCACCGGAGGCCUUACCAAUGUUUUGCGCAUCACGGGUCCGAGAGGGUUUCCCGACUGCGGAUCGCAGAGGACUGGAGAUAUACUGACCAACAUUAUAGUGGUCCAAUUUAGUGAGAUGGUCCAAACCGCUAGAGAUAAACGCUAUAACUUAACUUGCUUGUAUGGUGGACCAGGAGAAGCUGUCGUUACUUCUGGCUAUAUCGGUGCUGGAUCUGGUAGUCCUACUCCAAUAGAGUUUCUUCCGGCUCAGAACAUACUGGAUUCCCGCGUUCGAUUGCUUAUCAUGUAUCAAGGGCGACCUACGACCACCAUAGCUGUUGGUGAUCCUCUUACUUUCAAGCUGGAAUCCCUGCAGGGCUAUAACCUGAUUGCCGAUAUAUUUGCUACAAACGUGAUUGCAAAAGAUCCUUACACAGGCAAGAGUGUCCAGCUAAUCGAUCGAUUUGGAUGUCCAGUUGACGAUGGAAUUUUUCCGUCAUUAGAUCGCGCAAGAAGCGGCGAAGGUUUAGAGGCCAGCUUUAACGCUUUCAAAAUACCAGAAUCAAACUUUUUAGUGUUUGAAGCCACUGUGAAAUCAUGCAGAGGUGGUUGUCAGCCAGUUUUCUGUAAUACGAAUAAUGUGCCCGGACGCGGUUCCGGUCAGUCCUAUGGUCGCAAACGACGUGAUACUACGGCCACAUUUGCUCUCAACAAACCAGCUUGGUUAAGUUUGUCCAGCAGCAGUAGCAGUAGUAGCAGCAGCAGUAGUAGUAGUACCAUGAAAUCCAUAGAUGAGACAAACGAGGAGGAGCUUGUGAUGGAAAUGCUUCGAGUCUAUGCUAAUCGCGAUGAGAUUCCUGAAACUACCGUCAGUCUUCAAAAGCUAGACAUUUGUCUAUCUCGUGUUGAAUAUUAUAGCCUGAUCACGUCUUUAGGCAUCAUAUUGCUCAUCUUAAUCGCAUCCUCUUUCUUGGCCGGCCUCUGUUUCAGACGGUAUCGUUUGCUGCAUUUUAAAAACGCUGGAGCGGAUGCAACGGCACCGCACUCAAUGCUGAGUCAUAACACCUACGGCCAACAGCGACAGCGCAAUUUGUUCCAUCACACUCCUUCGGCUCGAAAUUUUGCUUUCAUUAAUCGCGCCUUCGAUUUGCGCACGCCGCCGGAAUCUAGCGUUGGUGACAGGCAAACUGAACUAGACUUUGGUGAAGGAGAGACAGCGGAUGUAACAUCGACCAGAAAAGCACAGCAAAAGACAUCGCGUGUGUUUCAAGACCCUAGUGAACCAAUCUACACUGAACCGUCAUUGUUUGAGCGGUCGCGGAGUCUCCGUAGCAUGGCAGCUUCUGAUCUCCGCCGCGUAGUGCAUCGAACAACUGCCGAUCAACCGGCCAUUAAAGAAAUGCCCGACACCGAGAGUGCCGCCUUAUAACACUAUCUGAUCACCUGCUAUUCCACCGUCCAACUUAAAGAUUAAUCUUAAAACUUUGCUAUAAUCACCUAAAUAAUCCAAGCAUACGACCACAAAGAGGGAAUCGUUAUAUUUACGUAGCUUGGUAGCUUUCCUGUUUUUAUGAUUUCUGAAAUGUUUAAACUAAACUCCACCCACGCACCUUGGUAGUAGGAUAAUGAACACGAGCAGCUUCUACGAACAUAGCCCGUUGACUAAUUAAUCGUAGUGUUCAAUCGAUUUUAGCUCUGACUAUUACUUUAUCAGUUUCCCCAAUUAGUGAAGGUAACCAAGCUGGAAACAAAAAAGGAAAUCAAACGUUUGUGUUUAAGAUUCGAAAUUACAUCGUCUGCUAUUAUUGCAUGGAUUUGGACAACAUUUUGAGUAAAAUGUGUGAUCAUACGGCACUACUGCCAGAACUUGACACCUUAAAACUGCUGAUUAUUUUUAUCUCAACAUUCUUUUUCCAAUCUACAUGUUGAUACCCGGUAUCUAAAGAUAUAUUUCACGUCAUAUAAUUAGAAUAGUUUCAUGCAACAUCAACUCGAGUUUACGUCAUCACUGAACCUAUGAUCGUGAACGAUAAUACAAUAACGUCACAUUCAA
Molecule: messenger RNA, 5482 nt
Organism: Daphnia magna
Lineage: Eukaryota; Metazoa; Arthropoda; Branchiopoda; Diplostraca; Daphniidae
Gene: nompA
Source: RefSeq, a predicted model, not a curated record